AUGGCUCCAUUUGAAACAGAGGAGUUGGAGCAGUUGCAGAAGGAAAUCAUUGCUAAGAAUCCAACCGAUGUCUUGCAGUUUUGUGCCAAUUACUUCAAUUCGAAGUUAGCUUUACAGAGAAACCACUUAUGGCAAGUUGAGGCCAAGGCAAAAGCUGCUGGAAUUGAUGUUUUUCCUCAACUCGAGGGCGGUGCCAUCGACUCCAAUGGACAAGGAACCAUUCCUUGUGCCCGUCAGCCUUCUUUUAAGUCGCCAUUUGGUGACAAUGACCCUCAUUCCGAUCACACCAAUCGUAGUGAUGACCCACACGGACAUGAAAAGGAAGACAGUGCCGGUCUUUUCAAAGGUUUUGGCGCAGGCAAGAAGCCUCAAAAUGCUCCAGCAUCUGAACUCGAUCCUAACGAUCCUUCCACUCCCCUGGAUGCUGCUCCUAAACCUGCCAACAAGCUUCCUUUAGCGUUUAACGCCAACAGAAGAACCUCCGUCUCAGCUGAGGCUAUGAAUCCAGACAAGUUCAAGUCUGACUCAUGGAAGCCACCAGUCAAUGACCUUACUGAGGAACAGAGACUGGAAUUGGCUAAGACAUUAUCCCUGAACUUUUUGUUCCAGCAAUUGGAUAAGAAGGCAAAGGCAACUGUGGUUGCAGCUUUGCAAAAGAAGCAGUAUGGUCAAGGUACCGAAAUUAUUACACAAGGUGAUGUUGGUGACUUUUUCUACAUAAUCGAGUCUGGUACUGUCGAUUUCUAUGUUAACGGCGCCAGAGUCAACACUUCCAGCGACGGCUCUUCCUUCGGUGAGCUCGCUCUCAUGUACAAUUCUCCUAGAGCUGCUACAGCUACCGCCGCUUCAGAUGUGACAUGUUGGGCUUUGGACAGAGCAACCUUCCGUCGUAUCUUGUUGGAGGGUACAUUCAACAGAAGAAUCAUGUACGAAGACUUCUUGAAGGACGUUACCGUCUUGUCAGGCUUGACGCAUCAAGAAAGAUCAAAGCUUGCUGAUGCCUUGAGUACAGAGAUGUUCCACGCUGGUGACAACAUUGUCACUGAAGGAGAGACUGGAGACAAGUUCUACCUUAUCGAGAGUGGAACUUGUGAAAUCUCCAAGCAAAGCGAAGGUGUCAUUGGCACUAUUGGCAAGGGCAAUUAUUUUGGUGAGGUUGCCUUGUUGAAUGACUUACCCAGACAAGCCACUGUCAAGGCUUUGGACAAUGUCAUCGUUGCUACCUUGGACAAGUCCGGCUUCACCCGUUUGCUAGGACCAGCCCUCGACCUCUUGAGAGAGCAUGAUCCAACCGCCGCUUCCUCCCACUAG
Candidozyma haemuli is the source of this 1311-nucleotide messenger RNA. It is a transcript of the gene BCY1, whose product is annotated as cAMP-dependent protein kinase regulatory subunit. The transcript has a single exon. The record is from RefSeq and is a predicted model, not a curated record. Gene Ontology annotation, molecular function: cAMP-dependent protein kinase regulator activity. NCBI's taxonomy places the organism in Eukaryota, Fungi, Ascomycota, Pichiomycetes, Serinales, Metschnikowiaceae. The coding region runs from base 1 to 1311 and encodes 436 amino acids. Gene Ontology annotation, cellular component: nucleus; cAMP-dependent protein kinase complex. Gene Ontology annotation, biological process: regulation of protein phosphorylation.